This is a messenger RNA of Bacillus rossius redtenbacheri, 2407 nucleotides long. RefSeq lists its product as uncharacterized. Bases 289 to 705 code for a protein of 138 amino acids. The transcript is spliced from 2 exons. Lineage: Eukaryota; Metazoa; Arthropoda; Insecta; Phasmatodea; Bacillidae. The record is from RefSeq and is a predicted model, not a curated record.
GCAGCCAAUGAGCGGCCACCUCGGGCGUGACGUAGGCGACCACGUUCUUAUAAUACAAGCGCGGGCCAGGCAAACGGUUAGAUCACGCUUGGAGGCGAGAGUGUGCGAGGCAAUACCGCAACGAGCAGCGGAUGUAUGGAAACAGGAGUACGACGUUUUGAGUAGUCCAUCCUCUGGCAUCCGAGUGCGAAGUGCAGUACAAGUGUCCGUUUGUUCGAUGGUGUACCAGUGCUGUUCGUAGCCGACGCUGUUUUAAAAAACAAAAAACCCAAAACCGUCAGCAGUAACAUGGUCGGUACUACGAUGUCGGCUUUCCGUCUCGUCCGCAGCAAACUGAGGAAGAGGGACGACAACCACAACGCCGUGACGGACGUAGUGGUAGCGGCCAGCCCGCAGCAGACGGCCGUAUCCACCAUCUGCUCCGUGCCACCGCCGCCGCCUUCCAGCGAGCAGCAGCUGCAACCCCAGGCCAACGGCACGGCGCCGCCACCCCCGCCCCUUUUCUUGUGGCAGUACCCAGUGUACAGCAAUGACCAGGACUCGCUGAUGCACACCCUCCCCGCGGACCGGCCAGGGAUCUGCCGCGGCUUCAGGAAGAACCUGAGGGGGCGGUGGCGACGCCUCGUCAAGAGGAAGCCCGCGCCUGAGGCGUGCACGAUACCCGCCGAGCUGAGGGACCAACUCAAGCAGAUAUACGUGUACUGAGUUCCUGUGUGUCGGUGCUUCUCUUCGUACUGCCUCGACAAGAAAAACAAUUUUUUUUUGUCUCUUGGAUGCAGGACGUUUUUAACCGGUGGUACCUGGUAGAGGCACGUGAACAUUUUCCAAAUGCGGUAUUAUCAGCUACAAUCUCAAAGGUGCCUUUUCAAAGAAAAGAAAUAUUUUAGGCUGUGUUUUGACGUGGAAGUUCGGUGGACUUCUGACAAUGUGUACCCGUAUGUGUUAAGAUAAGCUGCAGUAGUCUCAAGUACAACUAUAGUUAUUUUACUGUGUUUUUUUUAAAAAAUUCGUUGGCCAUCUAUUUGUGAGCACGCCACGAGAAUAUCUGCUAAUGUUGCACAAAUUUGAUAUUAUCGAUGCACAAUUUAACAUGAGAUUACAGAAGUGAGAGAGGCCUUGAACUUGACAAUUAGGAGUCUAGGAUUUGUCUCCUGGCAGUAUUUCCUUUCGUACACAGAGCUUCGCAGACUCAAGUUGCUAAGUAUGUUGUUUCAAAGAUUUGUACAUGCACAUCAAUAUAGACCAGCACGGUCUGUGUGUAGAUAUUGUUCUUUAUGUUUUGGAAGUUGUAGCUGUAUCUAAUUUUUUUUUGCUGCGUUUCAAUCAGAAUUUUUUUCAAGUUUAAGCAGAAACUUUUCCUUGUAUUAUAUGGAAACAGCCUAUUGAUAAACAUUGAUACAGCUAUAACUGUGAUGUCAAUACCAUAGAAAAUACUAUUUUAAUGUAAAGGUUGCACUUGUUUAGGAGCUCUAGUACAACAUUGCCAAGUUACAUAUAGUCUGUUUCAGUCUUCAGUGACUUGCUGUUAUUGACAUAGUUUGGUGUAAAGAUAAGUAUUAAAAACCACUAUUAUUUUGUAAUCACCAUAUGACACAUGUAAAAAGAGUGAUGAAUGUUUUUUCUCAUAGUGGUACAACACACAAUAGUGGAAAGUGAGUGUUAAAAUAUCAGUAAAAAAAAUGAACAAGCUCAUAUUGAGCUCAUUUUGCAUCCACUUUUCCUUUCAAUAAAUUAUUUUAGUAUUAUUAUUUGUAAUCUGUUAGAGAAAUGUUGGCGGUAUUGGGGUGUCUCGUGUGACAUUGAGCAACUGGGACAAAAAUUAUUGUGAAACAAGUUUGUAGUAACGAAAUAUAUGAAAAAAAUAUACAAAGAUUGUAUGAAGUAUUUUUUAAAGUAACUAAGGUUUUUAAAACUAACUUAUUAAAUUUAAACUCAUUUGUAUAAAGAUAAAAAUAAUCUAGUAUAUGAUGAAACUGUGAUACUGCAUGUAGUAUAUUAAUCACACUAGAGGUUUUGGCAUACUGUCAUGCUGAAAACUUAACCAGCUGUGCUAAUGUUGGCAGAAUGAAUUAUUUUAAAUAUUAUAAUUUUUAAACACUGAAGUGCUAUUUGCUCCCAGUUGCUCAGCACUAGGUUAAGUGAAGAGGAAAUGUUUGCACUAUUCCAGCACACGUGAAAGUGCAGUGUCUGGAGGCAUUGUUUUUGAUGUGCUAGUCAUGCUAUGCCAAAUGUGCUGUAGUCAAAACUGUAUUGGGAGCUGGUGUCUCCACAGAAUUGUUGAUCUGAAUUGUUUGUUGAACAGUAAGAACCUGAAAUUUGUCGAUCAUUCCAUCAACUAGUUGAAUAUUUAAUUUGUUGUUAUUUAAGAAUUGUGAAAUAAAAAAACUCAAUGUGUUGUUGGAUUUUA